This is a messenger RNA of Cherax quadricarinatus, 1515 nucleotides long. The record is from RefSeq and is a predicted model, not a curated record. Lineage: Eukaryota; Metazoa; Arthropoda; Malacostraca; Decapoda; Parastacidae.
CACUAGCGCGCACAUACACACCAGCGCAGAGCCAUCAGACCUCAGUAACAGUAUUCAGAGCCCAGCAGUCACCACACUCAGAGUCCAGCAGCUACCACUCAGACGCUCCAGCAAAAUACAGUAUUCACUCGUCCUGUAUACGUCUGAUCAAGGAUAUACACCAAGGACAUACAUCUCAGCAUGAAGGUAAUGAUAAUGGUCUUCCUUGUAUUUAUGGUCUCUGGAGAGACCAUAGAAGACCUUCCAGACCCUCAAGAGUGGAAACAAGGUCCUUCUAGGACUCAGUUCGGUCCCAGACCAGCUUCAGUAGGCCUAGGAGCCCAGGAGAGCUCCUCUUACGACCUCACACAGGCCUAUAACAGCCUAGCUGCUAACAGAAUGGGUAGCACUCUCUUCAGCAGCAACACAGGCAGCAACAGUAACAGCAACAGUAACAGCAACAGCAAGAUUUCUCCUGGAGGCUACGCAGAUGCUGGUAGCAGUGCUAGUAACUACUAUGGCAGCAGUGACUAUGGCAGCUACGGCAGCGAGAGCGGUUAUGGGUUGUCGUGUUCUUCAGGUUACGUCAACGCCUCGGCCGUGGCUCUUCUUGCCUUCCUCUUUCUUCUCAACAUUGUCCAGGAUGUGGUACAACAGAUAACAGCAGGACGGAGGAAGAGGGAAGCCGAAGACGAGGCCAAGAACGAGGUGUUCGACUUUGUUUACAACGGAGGUCUGAGUGCCCUGAAGGAAGACCUGCCUCAGAUUGUCCUCCCUCUCAUGGUUGACCUGAUGGAGGCGUCGGAGGUUCCCUCCUGCAUGGAGAGGCCAUUGUGUGAGGCCAACAAGGCACUCUCCAUCAGGCACGGAGUAGUGGGUCGUGUCCUGGCCUCUCUGAUCUCCAACGUCGUAGGUAAAGCCUUCACAGGGGACGACCACUCCAAGUUCCGCCAGGUGCUGGAGGCCGCGUCUGAUGGCAGGUCUAGACACGACUGCACAGUCAGGUCUCCCGGGUGUUUCGGACGAACCUCCAGUCCUCUGGGAAACAACCAACGGGACGAUUAGGGGCUUCGAGGCGGCUCACAGGAGGCUUCGACGACAGGACGACUUGGCUAAAAGAGGGAUAGGGGCCUCUGGAUUUGCUGGGAACUACAGCCGGCAUCGUUAACCCGUCCGAAAUCCUCGGCUUGAUGGGCUCGUACGGCACUCGCCCAGUCGCAGCUCUAUAACCCAGCAAUCACAAGGAAGAGAGAGUAUGCUUCCAUUCUGACAAAGCUUUAUCGAGGAGCGGUUUACUCUGGGUAGAGAUUUAUUAAAGUUCUAAUUAAAAACUUGUGCGGCAUUUGCAUCCAAAAACAACACGCCGACUUCGAGCAUGCGACCGACACCGACCAGUGCCAAUGACAACUCCUCUUCCUCUCUCCAUUUAUCGUCCUGUUUAUGCAUAACAGUGACCUUAUCGUCCCAUUAAUUACCAUUCACUGUCAACCUACUGUCGUAACUCAAAAGUAAUCCACCAAAAAAAUUUUUAUUCAG